Molecule: messenger RNA, 1414 nt
Organism: Schistosoma rodhaini
Lineage: Eukaryota; Metazoa; Platyhelminthes; Trematoda; Strigeidida; Schistosomatidae
Source: the annotation of a GenBank genome assembly
UAAAUUAUUUGGAAACAGCCCUGAAACAUUCAAGGUUACUCUGACAUAUAUAUAAGACCAAUUAAACCAUUCUAAUAAAUGAUUCAUAAUAAACUGUAACCAUUUUGAGUCGUCUCACAUAACUCAAAUAUCUAAUAUAAACCAUAUUUAUAUUCACUCCCAUCAGUGAUUAUAAAAUUACUUGUACAUAAUCCAUAUACUCCUACUAUCAAUUCGUGUUUUACAAAAACUUAAAUUUUAGUUAUUGACUGAUAAAAACUCUUGGCAAUAAAUUACUGAGUACAUAUUUCUCAUUUACAAUUAUUCGCUGUUAAACCCUAACAAAACACAUUGUCCUUGUGAAUUUAAAAGAAAUUUUUUAUUUAUUUCAAUGAGAUUGACAAGAUCUUCAAAGCAACUUGAACGUUUUGGAGAUUCUAAGAACACUCCAGUGAAUACACUCUUACGCUUGUCAUGGAUAAUGAUAUUAUUACUAAAAGUGUUAUAUUCAGAAGUUCGUGGAAAAGUGACCAUUGACGAUGAUACUGGUUACUUUGUUGAUUCAAAUGGAUUUAUUAAACUAUUUCAUGGUAUCAAUUGUGUGCAUAAAGUCACACCAUUUUACAUUCCAAAAUUACUUGACCCUCAUACAUUCAAAGUACUUCGAGAUUGGGGAAUCAAUGUUAUACGCUUAGGAUUUAGCUGGAUAGCAUUAAAACCACAUGAAAAUGAGACCAAUCUAGAGUAUAUAGAUAUUAUUGAAAAGAUUAUCGACAAUGCUGGAUUAUAUGGAGUUUAUAUUAUCAUUGACUUGCAUCAAGAUGGAUUAUCGAAACGUCUCGGUGCAAUUGAUGCUGUGCCUGAUUGGUUUAUGGAUAAAAUAAAGCGACCACCCUAUUUCUUCCAAUACCCUUGGCCAUUAAAGAAAUAUCCUAAUGAAAGUGCCUGGUUUUUAACCUACGCCACAUAUGAGAGUGCACAUGCAUUUGAAAGUAUAUAUAAAAAUGUUUCAGGAUUAUGGAAUUAUUUUGCAGAAUAUUGGAGGAUAACAACUGAUCGUUUCGGGAAGAAAUAUAACGUUUUAGGCUAUGAAUUGAUAAAUGAACCACCACCUGGAAAUUUUUAUUUAAAUCCAUUUCUUCUUUUGCCUAAUAUUGCAGGUCAAAAUCUUUUAUUGUUUUAUGAUUACUUGGUGAAUGUUAUUCGUCAAACAGACAAGGAUACAUUGAUAUUUUACGAGAGUGUAACUUAUGGAAUAUAUUUUCCAUUUGUCAAUGGAAUACCUGGUACUGGCAUGCAACGUGUUCCUGGUCUAUUACAAGAUGAGAUGGCCAGAAAGAAGAGUGUAUUAUCUUAUCAUUACUACUGUUGGCCAUUGCAAUCGACACCAGCUACAGAGCAUAUGCCAUCAUGGAAACAAUAUUUGUGUGAUCAG